AUGCUCACCCUUCAAGUGUCGUCGCCGUCGCCGGACCCCGCGCGGCAGCCUCAGUUCCCGCCACCCACGCUCGCAGACCUCAGCCGCAACGCAUCUGUCAUCUCUUCCUCCUCCUCGUCCUCUUCAACGUCGUCCUUGCACCCUCUCACCCCGCCUCAGCGUCCGAUCAGGACAUUCUCAUCACCUCGCUCGCGUAGCCCACCGACAACACCUACCGGGUCGCGUCCACCGCCCUUUCUGCGUAACGGGCUUAACGAUGCCGCUGCAUCCAUGGUCGGCACCUCGCCCCCACGAACUCGGGCGCAGUCUCGAGUGAGAGGCUCGCGCAACAACUCUGCUAGCGCACGACCGAGCGCCGCCGACUUCGAGUUCGGCGACAUCCUCGGCGAGGGCUCCUAUUCAACCGUCAUGUACGGCAAAUCCCGCGCAACGGGCCAAGAAUAUGCCAUCAAGGUCUUGGACAAGGCCCAUCUCAAGCGCAACAACAAGCUCCAGACCGCCCUAGCCGAAAAAGACUCGCUUGUCCGCCUUGGCUCGGGCCAUCCAGGCAUCGUGCGCCUGCACUAUGCUUUCCACGACGAGUGGUCAUUAUAUUUCGUGUUGGACUAUGCACCUAACGGGGAGCUGCAGUCCCGGAUAUCCCGGAUGGGAUCACUCUCUACCACGUGUGCGCGGUAUUACGCGGCGCAGCUCGUCGAUGCGCUCGAGUAUAUGCAUAAUCGCGGCGUUAUCCACCGCGACCUCAAGCCGGAAAACCUCCUGCUCGACAAGGACUUUCGAAUAAAGAUCACCGAUUUUGGCACCGGCAAGAUCGUUGAUUCGGCAGCGGUGAGAUCAAAGACCUUUGUGGGCACGGCGCAGUAUGUGUCACCGGAGCUACUCGAAAGCAGCGAAACGAGCAAAAGCUCGGAUUUAUGGGCGCUCGGUUGCAUCAUCUACCAGAUGAUUGCGGGCCGGUUCACUUUCACCGGGCUGUCCGAGUACCUGACCUGGCAGAAGAUCAAGGCGCUUGAGUACACGUUCCCGGACGGGUUUGACGAGGACGCGAAGGACCUCGUCACGCGGCUGCUGCUGAAAGAUCCGGCUGCGCGAUUAGGUGCGGGGCCACCAGAGAGCGAGAACUCGAUGGAGGCGCUCAGGAGCCAUCCGUUCUUCAAGGAGGUGAACUGGAAAACGCUGUGGACGGAUCCGGCGCCGCCGCUGGAGGCAGGGCUCGUGAAGAAGGCGCUGCCGAGCCCAGGGAAUGGGGAUUUCGAUGAUUUAGAAAUCGACUCGGGCAGGUGGGAUGUUGGGUGGGAUGAUGUACCGGGCCUGAGCAGGCGGGGGAGCGUUCAGAGUCACGGCGCAGAGACCGGUGAGGCAGAGGGCGAGGAUAGUGAGACAGAGGAGGAUAUGCGGAGGCCGCAGGACGAGAUGGAAUGGGCGCCGGAUGCGCAGACGGGGUACCAGACAGGCGAGAGGAAGAGCGAGCAAGGGGUCGGUGAGGUCGGAUACGGGUACGCGGGCGGGGGACUAGGGGCGUAUACCUUUCCUGCAACCACGGCGCCGGCUGGUGGGGCGGAAGAACAGGGCCCUCUGGGCGAAGCACCGCGUUACGACUACGCUCUCGCGCACGCGCCAGCGCCGGCUGUGCCAGUCGGCGGACACUUGGACGUUAGCCCUGCCAUGCGAGAGCGUAGCUCCAGCACGUCGAGUGCUGCGACGGACGCAACGGAUGCUACGGACGCGACUGAACUAGCUGCCGAGCGCGAGCACGCAGGCGUCCCGGUUCCGGUCCCAGCAGGCAAACAGGAAGACGUGGCCGCAGCUGCGGCGGUCGGCUACAUCUCUGCCGGAUCCGCUACUAGCCAGAGCUCGUCAUCCGGCGGGAGUGGUGGGGGAAGUCCGAUCGAGCGCCUCGGUGCGGCGUUACAGAGCAUGGGUUUCGACCGCGGGCGGAGUCGUGCACAGACACCCGUACAGGGCCACAGCCCGAGCCCGCGCGCGAUCUCGACAUCCGGCUCGGGUUCAUCCGAAGGACAUUGUCCCGCUGGGGAGCUCCCUCACGAGCUCGAGACGGGCCUGAACGCGCUGCUGUUUGCGGGCGAGCGCGUGCUCUACACAGGCGGAGUCGAGGCUGGUUCGCUCAGGCGGCGCGCCAGCCGGCUGCUGCUCCCUGCGAGCGUGGCAGGACGGCACAGUAAGGUCAGACAGCUGGUGUUAACCAAUAGGCGGCUGGUGCUCGCGAAACGGAAGGAAGGUGGGGUGCUCUCCGUGAAGGUAGAGAUGAGCCUCGUGCCGGUGAUGAAGGAGCGGUCGCCGGAAACGCCCAAGGGCCACAAGGGAGGCGAGAAGGAGAAGGGAAAGCGCGAGGGCGGCGGGUUCAGGGUCCGGGAUAAGGAGGGGAAGGAGACGCCGAAGACAAAGGAGGUCAGGAUGACGCUUGUUACUGGCAUCGAGCCUCGAGGCGACAGAAGUUUCGAGCUGUUGACGGUCAGUGCUCGUAUAUGA
Messenger RNA from Punctularia strigosozonata HHB-11173 SS5, 2490 nucleotides. Its product is annotated as kinase-like protein. The transcript has 5 exons. Gene Ontology annotation, molecular function: protein serine/threonine kinase activity; ATP binding. Gene Ontology annotation, biological process: peptidyl-serine phosphorylation; intracellular signal transduction. Bases 1 to 2490 code for a protein of 829 amino acids. The record is from RefSeq and is a predicted model, not a curated record. Lineage: Eukaryota; Fungi; Basidiomycota; Agaricomycetes; Corticiales; Punctulariaceae.